Molecule: messenger RNA, 2186 nt
Organism: Aphanomyces invadans
Lineage: Eukaryota; Oomycota; Saprolegniomycetes; Saprolegniales; Verrucalvaceae
Exons: 2
Coding region: 33-848 (271 amino acids)
Source: RefSeq, a predicted model, not a curated record
GAACAACUCACAUUCGACAUUUGGGCGGUGUGAUGAACUCGUAUCACGUCAAGUACAAGUGUCUCCAGGAGCUCGAGGAUGGGACGCUCAAGCCGCGAGAAGCUGCGAAGAAGUACAACGUGAACAACCGAACGAUUUCCCGAUGGAAAGCGGAUGCCGAUAGCAUUCGCCAACGAGUGGAGUCGGCGCCACCUGGCGCCAAGUUGACACGGAAGCCGCGUACGGACUUCAAGCGCAAGGAACGACCGCUCUCGAAAGACGAACGACGAUUCAAGACGUUUAUCGAGUCACGCAGCAAAACAUCCAAGCUCCGCAUGGCCGACGUGAUUGCCAAAUGCCAGCAACUCUUGCCGACGUCGGCUGGCAAACAAGGACACAACUUGUACAUGUACGUAUUUCGGUGGUUGCGGCGGCACCAGCUCAUGGAUUGCGUUGCGUUCAACACGACCGGCCGUCCCAAGGCUCACACGAGCGACGAAGACAACGACGAUGACGACUUGGAGGCAGACGACAGGGACGAGGCAGCGGAUGCCGCAUAUUACGACGCGCAAACGGCACGACCGUCGAACGACGCUCCAUCGUCGUCCGACGAAGAAGGCGUGGCAAAUGGUGGAGAAAAAUCGACCGCGCGGUCCGACGAAAUGAGUGUCAUCUACGCGCUGACGGCGCUCGCCGAGGGCAGUGGGAACGGCGACAGCAUGUCCAAAAAGGGAAAGAAAAACGCUGCCGCAAAAGAGCCCAAGCCUGCGCCGUCGACUACCCAGAGCGAUGCAGCACAAGGCGUAGCGACGGACAAAUCCGGCGACUCAAAAACAGAACAAGGGGAGCAGAGCCAGGCGCAAUCGUAGGUGCAACGGGGUGAAUCGAUUAUCGAUGACUACUGGUGUGGGAGACUGGAUGAAUCGAUGACGCGGCGCCAUGUUGGCCAAAGAUGGUGGAACGAAUUGUAGAUUGAUGCGAGAGAGAAGUGGCACGAGUUCACCACCGCUGCAUGCGGCCGUCACACCACCCAUCUUGCGACACAACUGAACGCAGCAGUGUCUGCAGUGAUCAUGCCGGUUCUUCGCACUGGAGACGGAGGCCCAGGUUCAGGUUGUUCUCUCAAAAUCUUUCCAAAUGCUUCAGCGAUAUCAUCACUGUGAACUGGACGAGGAGAUGUGGAGAAGGGCAGUCGGGUGGAUUUAAUCUUCGUCGUCGUCGGAGAAUGGAAGCAGUGAGAUCCCACCGAGGAACGACAGGACUUGAGUGUCCCGCGUGCGAUCGAUGAUCUGUUUCAUGUCAGCAAACGACAACCCAUCGCGCAAAUGGGAGUAGAUAAAUUUGACCAUGGGGAGGUCGCCGCGGCGUGCGGCAUACAUAAGCGCGCGCGGCGUGGCCCUUUCUUGGCGCACGAGUAGCAGAAGAAUCACAAUUCGAAGAUGCCCGCCAAGGGCGGCGCCAUCGACGGCGUCACUCGAGCAAACUGCUUGCGUAUUGUGCAACGUCAUGACGGUAUCGAAGUGGCCGGCGGUCGCCGCGCGGUCCAUCGCCGCGGACGUGCAUCCUUCGGUACGGAACACAUGCAGGAAGAGCACGAUGUCGUCAAAGCCACCGGCGGCGGCGUCGUCCAUGGCAUCUGUCGUGCAGCCCUCCGUGCGGUGGAAAUGCAAGAAGGUGACAAUUUCUCGAUGCCCGUACUUCGCGGCAGCGUCCAUGGCGGUGGAGGAACAGCCUUGAUGUCUAUGCUCAUGAAGAAACUUCAACACGUGAAGAUGGCCAUGCCGGGCAGCAAGAUCGAGAAGUGGGCCUUCGAAGGAUCCAAUUCCCAACACAUCGUGGAGUUGUGCGACGAGUGGGAGGUUGCCAUCGCACACAGCGUAGAACGCCACGAGGGAGCGCAUGUAGUGCAUACACCCCAACAUCUUAAAGAGAGUGUGUGAACAGGACUGAUGUGAUUGGAACCAUGCUCGCAAAAUGGAGUGAAGGAGGGCAUGGUCGUCUGGAUGUCGGUCUUCCAUCGGCUGAGCAAGCGCUUCGCCGCGGCGGACGCGUCGGAACGGUGUCAUCGACUCAUGCAGGGUCAUAAAGUCGUAGUAGAUGCCUCCUUGGUAACUAAACACCACUCGAAGCAUCUCGAUGGAUCGCAACACGCCAUCGCCGCUCGAUGGGUCGGACUGCCGUCGCUUCUUCGUCAUUCUCGAUCCAAC